This is a messenger RNA of Gongylonema pulchrum, 294 nucleotides long. The record is from the annotation of a GenBank genome assembly. Lineage: Eukaryota; Metazoa; Nematoda; Chromadorea; Rhabditida; Gongylonematidae.
AUGGUUGGGAAAAGCGUGCUGAUCCUAAUACCGGACGUUUCUACUUCGUUAAUCAUCGUUUCGGAUGAGCCAUUGCCGGAAGGUUGGGAGAUGCGAUUCACGGAACAAGGAGUGCCUUUCUUUAUUGAUCAUAAUACGAAAUCCACCACCUACAACGAUCCUCGUACAGGGAAACCUGUUGGACCAUUGGGUGUACACGGUGUACCGAUGAGCUUCGAACGAACAUUCAGAUGGAAGAUCGCACAAUUCCGUUAUCUUUGUCUGGUAAGUUAUUUGCCAAAAUUUUGGCAAUAA